This is a messenger RNA of Phalaenopsis equestris, 603 nucleotides long. RefSeq names its product plastocyanin-like. Gene Ontology annotation, cellular component: chloroplast thylakoid lumen. The transcript has a single exon. The coding region runs from base 3 to 473 and encodes 156 amino acids. NCBI's taxonomy places the organism in Eukaryota, Viridiplantae, Streptophyta, Magnoliopsida, Asparagales, Orchidaceae. The record is from RefSeq and is a predicted model, not a curated record. Gene Ontology annotation, molecular function: copper ion binding.
CCAUGUCCUCUGCAACCCUAACCCUCCCUUCCCUCCCCAUCUCCAAAACAACUCUCCGCCUCAAAGCUCGAAUGGCCCCUUCCAUGUUCGCCAACCACAAAAUCUUCAAACAAGUCGGAAUCGGCUUAGCUUCCUCCGCCAUUACCGCCAUGCUGACGUCCAAUGCUCUCGCCUUCGAUGUCCUCUUAGGCGGAAACGAUGGCUCCUUAGCCUUCAUUCCGAGCGAGUUCACGGUGGCUCCCGGGGAGAAAAUUGUGUUCAGAAACAACGCCGGGUUUCCUCACAAUGUGGUUUUUGACGAGGAUGAGAUUCCUGCAGGCGUUGAUGCUGCGGCCAUUUCUAUGAGCGAAGAAGAUCUGCUUAAUGCUCCUGGGGAGAUUUAUUCUGUUGCUCUGAAUGCUAAGGGUACUUACACUUUCUACUGUUCUCCACAUCAGGGAGCGGGGAUGGUGGGCAAGGUUACCGUUAAUUGAUUUUUGCUGUGAUGAUUCUGUGUCUUUUUUUAUGAUGUGUGCUCUGAACAAUUUCAGUAUAUUUUUAAGGUUUAUUGUGUUUGAAGGAGCAAUGGUAUGUGAACUUUAGUGGCAAAAUUAGAUUUUUAUA